UUGUCAGGAGGUUUCACUGGGUGGUAUUUAAAUGCCAAGAGCCCUUCUUACUCUGUCACUGAACUUUCCUAGUUGUUUCCCGGGAUGGCUCAGAUUUAUCACAACAUUGGCCGGCUUGCGUGGUUCCUGGUUUGCUUGCAAUGGUCUUGGAUCCCAGCUGAGAGUGGAAAGCUGCUGACUGUUCCUGUCGACGGGAGUCAUUGGCUCAGCAUGCAGACUAUACUGGAGGAGCUUCACGAGAGAGGACAUCAAAUUGUUGUCGUUUACCCUGAAAACACUCUGACGAUUAAGACAUCCCAUCACUACACCAGCAAGACUUAUUUCAUUCCCUUCAGCAAUGAAGAAGUGGAGCAGAUACACAGAAAUCUGAUAAAGGUGGCUUUUUUCAAUGGGACUGCUUUUGAGCAAGUUUGGAGGACAAUGGAGCAUAUGAAUGGGUACAGGCAGUUUGUCCUGUCUAACUGUGAGCAUUUCCUGUUCAACGCAGAGUUGAUGCAGGAGCUGGCUGAAGAAAAAUUUGAUGCCCUACUGACAGACCCCUUUUCCCCUUGUGGUGUGAUCAUUGCUGAGUAUCUCUCUCUCCCCACCGUCAACUUACUGCGAGGAAUCCCUUGCGGUUUGGAAUACUCAGCCACUAAGUGUCCCAGACCACUCUCGUUUGUCCCAAGAACUUUCACAGGGAACACUGAUCGAAUGACUUUUCUCCAAAGGGUUGGAAACCUGAUGAUUAGUUUUUUGGAUCCAUUGAUAUGUCACUUUGUGUAUUCGUCAUUUGAAGAGUUGGCCACCAGGUUCCUCCAGAGAGAUGUGAGUCUAGUCCAGCUGCUGGGCCAGUCUUCCAUCUGGCUACUGCGAUACGACUUCAUCCUGGAGUACCCGAGACCCCUGAUGCCAAACAUGGUCCUUGUUGGAGGCGUCAACUGCAACGAGAGGAAACCCUUGCCCCAGGACCUGGAAGACUUUCUGAACAGUUCUGGAGAACAUGGUGCUGUGAUCUUCUCCUUAGGAUCCAUGAUUUCUGACAUGCCAAUCUCAACAGCCAACACGAUUGCAGAAGCAUUUGGUCAAAUUCCUCAGAAGGUGGUGUGGAGACACAGUGGAGAAAGACCCUCAAAACUGGAACCCAACACCAAGCUGGUGGAAUGGCUGCCACAGAACGAUUUACUGGCACAUCCCAAAACACGAGCUUUCCUGACCCAUGGAGGGGCACAUGGAAUCUACGAGGCAAUCUGCAAUGCUGUACCGAUGGUCAUGAUGCCAUUAUUUGGAGAUCAGAUGGAUAACACGCUACGUAUGAUGCGUCAUGGGGCUGGGGUUAUCUUGAAUUUGAAGGAUAUCACUUCCCGGGAUCUUGUGGAUGCAUUAAACAAUGUUAUCAAUGACAUCAGAUACAAGGAAGCCAUGAUGAGGUUGUCUUCACUGCACAAGGAUCGCCUGGUAGAGCCCCUGGAGCUCUCUGUCUAUUGGCUGGAGUUUGUGAUGAAGCACAGAGGUGCCAAACAUUUGCAGACUGCAGCACAUGAUCUGAACUGGAUCCAGUACCACUGCCUGGAUGUCAUCGGCACCCUUCUUGCUGUGGCCCUGCUGCUUGUCUACCUGGUGAUCAAGUGCUGCUCAGUCUGUCUACGCAAAGUGAAGGGCCACAGAAAGAACAAACUUGACUGAAGAACCUUCUUGAGAUGAGGCUUCCCCUGGUCAUCUGAUUGUCUGAUGGACUAAACCUUACCUCCAGAGUCGUAUGACUGACUCAAACCACAGUGGCCACUGCUACCUCUUGCCAAUCUUCACAUCCUUUCCCCUUCCAUUGGUGGUUGUGCCUUCAGCAUCUAAGUUCUGCUCUGCAUUUCUCUCCCAAAACGCCUCUGCCUCUCCCUCCUCCUCUAGACUUUCCUUUCCUCUUUGACCAAUUUUUGGAGACCUCCCUGAAUAUUUACUAAUGUAGCUCAUUGUGGAUUGUUGUUUGUAACUGCAGCUGUGAAGCUCCUUUAGAUAUUUGAUAAUGUUUAAUAUACCAUUUAAAUGCAA
Molecule: messenger RNA, 2025 nt
Organism: Pristis pectinata (smalltooth sawfish)
Lineage: Eukaryota; Metazoa; Chordata; Chondrichthyes; Rhinopristiformes; Pristidae
Product: UDP-glucuronosyltransferase 1A1-like
Exons: 5
Coding region: 85-1665 (526 amino acids)
Molecular function (GO): UDP-glycosyltransferase activity
Source: RefSeq, a predicted model, not a curated record